AUGUCUGGAGCCGCAAAGAGGGUAGCAACUUCCUCUGUCAACUGGGCUAAGUUGGCCGAUCGCUUGAUCCCGGAACAUGCAGCUGAACUUACUCGGGUGAAGGGAAUUAGCGGAACUUUCCAAUCUGCUGUCAACCAAUACCCAGCUGACCUUCCAAAGAUCGACUUCGCUGAGCUCAAGAAGAACCUUCCAGCUCAUGCUGCCAUUCUCGAUUCUCUUCAGAAACAGUAUGAAGCCAUCAAGAUCCCAUACGGAGAAGUCCCAGCUGAGUACUUGAAGGAGGUCGACCAAUGGGUUGAGUACAACAAUGCUCGCAUCAAGUUGCAUGAUGCCAAGGUUGCUGAUGGACUUGAGGAGGCCAAGAAAGUUGAGGAGAAGUGGGCGAAGGCUCCACCAGUCGAGCACUUUGAUCGUCAGCACUUCGUUGAGUACUUCCCAGCUCACUUCUACGAUCUCCGUUACCAGAACAGAAUUCCUGACCCAUGCGAUAUUGGAUUGAACGAGACUCCAGAGAUUGAGAAGAGAUUCAAGGACUACAAGGUUCUUCGACGUGCCGAUAAGGUCGAUGACCAUUAA
Messenger RNA from Caenorhabditis bovis, 576 nucleotides. The record is from the annotation of a GenBank genome assembly. NCBI's taxonomy places the organism in Eukaryota, Metazoa, Nematoda, Chromadorea, Rhabditida, Rhabditidae.